Messenger RNA from Sclerotinia sclerotiorum 1980 UF-70, 3126 nucleotides. RefSeq lists its product with no specific name. Lineage: Eukaryota; Fungi; Ascomycota; Leotiomycetes; Helotiales; Sclerotiniaceae. Bases 1 to 3126 code for a protein of 1041 amino acids. The transcript has 2 exons. The record is from RefSeq and is a predicted model, not a curated record.
AUGGCUCCUUGGAAAAUAGUUCUCGAGCCUGUCGAUGAGGCCAAAGUUCAAUACACCUCAUUCGCCAACGCCAGAAAGUAUUUCGCAGUUGAUGCUUCCGGGUCUACAGUUGGUAUUACUUUUAUUUCAGAACAUGAUUUUGCCGAUAGAAUUCAUGAAGCAUCUCUUCAAAAGGACAAAGAUACAGUUACGAGAUGGGGUUCCAACUGUAAGGACCCAUCGAAUUGGGAACAAUUUUCAUGGGCCCCUGAUCAAGGAGGAACCAGUCCACAAUUCAUAUUGAGGAAUAAAGCCUCAAUGGAAGCGAUACAUAAUGCUGAUAUUUGGUUCUUACUUACGGAUGGAGAGGUGCCUGAUUCCGAGGUCCAUACCUUGGCGGGGCUGGGACAGGAGAUGGGUGUUUUUGAUUGCGCGACGGUUUUCUUGAUAACGUCGCAUAUGAAAUAUGGACCCAAUCAUGCGAAUGUAUCGGUUGGUAUCACAUCGUAUGCAAAUUGUGCAAAUGCACUUUGUCUCUUCAAGGAUUACAAAAGCGGACAAAUCUAUGUCAUAGCCGGCAAAGGCUCUUUCGCGCCGCUAGAUCAAGCUGAAGAUCACGACAUGUGGGAGAAAUUAACCAGUUUCCCUAACGAAGUGGCGCUGAUUCACAGAAUCACGGAGUUGGACAUUCAAGUCCCAACAGCGGAAACGAGAAUCUCAACACCAGCUCAUCUCAACCUAGGCGAGGAAUGGAACGCGGCUCACAAUCUUUCUCAACCAACUCUAGUGGACAUCGACAUACUUCUGCGAGCGGGUGUUUUAUCAGAUAAAGAUCGUGAUUUACUUUUCGCAGAUGAAACUCUUGAUGCUCUAAUACUCGCUUGCAAAUCCCGUGGAAAAUUGAAUGAACUCCGAUCAUUUUUCAUUGCCCAGAAAGUCGAACAAUUAACAAUUAAACUCGAAGAUGUGUCCGGUGCUGCAGAAAUUAUCACACAGCUAGCAAAGCCCGACAUAUCCGACGAAAUGAAAAAUAUCUUACAAUCCAAGCUACGCAAUGCUCAUGAGGCAAAUCGAAACGCUUAUACUGCUGCAAAAAACCAUGUACAAUUACAAGCUGUCCGAGAUCGUAACAGGGCAGUAGACGCAGCAUUACGUGCUCUAUCUGACGCAGAAAAAUCAAGAUUCACAGCAGAAAUACUGUCAAGAAGAUCAAACCGAGCCCGCCGUGCCGAGAAUAUUUCCGCAGACUCUGCAAUUGACGUUUCAGUGCUAGACCUCGAGGCAUCAGGCUACAGAGGGGAAUGUCAAAUUUGCUGUGGCGAUAAUGAAGUAUUGUCCGUUGCCCUCAAAGUAUUGAGUGCAGAUGUCAUGGCGGCUAAUACCGAUAACUUUGCGCUUGAUUUCCCCCUUGCGGCGGGAAGAUUUGAGGCAAAUAUGAAUAUAUUGUCUAGUCAAUGUAUUUGUUUCCAAUGUGCAUUAUUUGGAAGACCUGGGUAUUCGAUUUACGGGGAGGAAAUCUCGGCUGUUAUUCCAACAUUGGAGUAUACGGGAAGCAACAAGUUGUACAUUCAUCAGCAAUUGUACAAGGCUCUCAAUGCAGGUUUGAAAACCGGGGUUCCGGCUAUGGGACAGUUGUUCGCGACGAUUUUGGACCGGACCUUAAGAAAGAAGGAGUGGGCUGGUGCGGAUGCAGAUGCGGAACAUGGGGAUGAAACUCUGGAUGCGGAAAGGCGACAGAGAAGAGGCGCAAUGACAUGGCUGCUGAAUAACAUAAUCACUCAUCUCCGCGUCAGAGAGACAUUCAACGAGUUAGGUCAAUGGACUACAUACCCUCUCGCUUUGACCUGGGUAGCCCAAGAUUUCCAACGAGAAGGCUUGACAUCCUGGUGCAUCAACUAUCCCGUCGCAGGCUUCAUGCAACUUCUCCGUUUCGGGAAAACGCUAAAUGUUUUCUCUGAUGAAAUCAUCACCGACAUGAAAAAUACUAAAUUGCUCCAUUCAUUCGUGUCCACUUUCCUCUCACGUCUAUAUAAAAACAUGGGUAAAUCCCGCGACUGGACUAAGCCGGUAUUGGAACUACUGUACGUUGAGUUCAAUGACGAUUUAAUUCCCAAAGACCCAGUAGGCGACACAUCGAUACUGAACUCCGUACCAAGAUUCCGGAAUACGCUGAUGGAAUUUAUGCCUGGGGAUGAUUUCUUGGACAAUUGGACAGAAGAAGAAGUCACGAAGAUGAUGCCCCGGAUACAAAUCUUAGCUUUCUGGUUGGUGUACUACCAAUUUGCACAUACAUCUGCCAAGACAUAUUUCGCCCAACUGCAGUCUAAGGAACCAUUAGCUCUUGUUUUACUAGAUACGAAAGCGGCGGUUCCAGAAAAUGCGCUUAGCGAGAUACUUCUUGGAAUAUUCAUUGAGUCCAACCCCAAAUUCAAAAAUAAGGACAUAUACACCAGCCAUGAAGACGCUGUUAUUCCCUUCGCAAGUCCCUUCGGCGCAUCUGUAUUAAAAUGCGGAGCUCCGGGAUGCGGUGUUUCUUUCCUCCCAGAAGAAAUUACAUUAAAGCAGAUUGCAGAUGGGGAAGUGGAAUGGGUGCCACGCUUAUUGGAUCAGGUUAGAAAGAAGAGACGAGAUCAUUUAGUCGACGCCUUUGCAGUUCUCGGAGGGGACGCAAAAGAGACAGAAAGAAACGAAACCGGCUUACCAGGCGUAACGAAAUCUCCAGCGCGGCCAAAUGAAGCACAUGUAUGUAUGCAUAUAGGGAUUGCCAGAACAUGGGCAAAACUCACGCGUAAAGAAAAAAGAUAUUUGGCAGGGGCAAUCAAAAGUUCGAGGACUGGAAGUAGUGAUGAGGAGGAUAAGGAGGUUAUUCGGGAGUUUGUGGUGAAAGCGAGGAAAUGUAUUUGUGGUAUUGGAAGGGGAAAUGUCUAUUCUGCAACUAUGGAAAGUAAUAUUACGGCUGUCUUACCUAGCUUCCUGGACGUUUUAGCGAUGGGGUUAGAAAUGGGAGGGAAAGAGGGUGGAGAUGUGAGCUUGUAUGAGUUUGACUUUGGAGCAAAUAAGGUGGAAAGGAAGAUCAAGUGGGAAGCGGAUGCUUUAAGGAGAAACGGAAAAGAAGAAGAGAUAACAUUUAUUGAGAACUUCGAAUAA